UCCUAGCUUUAUACAGCGAGGAAGGAAUCUCAGAUCAUCACUUAGAUCAACUCAAGAUGCCUGCGGAGGAAGGUGCUUACAAAAAAAGCGGAGAGCCCAAAAAAUUUGACCCCAACUUCAAAGGGCCCAUUCAAAACAGAGGAUGUACAGACAUUAUUUGCUGUAUCUUCUUCAUCAUUGCCAUAGCGGGCUACAUUGCAGUGGGAAUACUGGCCUGGACUCACGGUGACCCGAGGAAGGUGAUCUACCCCACAGACAGCAUGGGACAGUACUGUGGCCAGGGAAAACUGGAGAAGCAGCCCUUGUUGUUCUACUUUAACAUGAUGAAGUGUGCCAGUCCCAUGGUCCUCCUAGAGUUCCAGUGUCCCACCCCUCAGGUGUGUGUAGAGAAAUGUCCUAAUCGCACUAUGACUCUGAUAAAGGCCAUCACUGAUCAAUCUGAUUGGAAAUAUUACAAAGAAUAUUGCAGAGAAGACCCUGGGAAGAAGAGUGUGCCACAAAUUUUGCAAGAAAAACUGUGUCCUGCAUAUCUGAUUUCCAGCAAACCAUUUUUGCAACGGUGUUUUCCAUCUUUGGGCAAAAAGGGUGAAGUUAUCACAGUGGGCAAUCAAGAGACAUUUAAUGAUGGAGAGAAGACAAGAGAUGCCAAAGACCUGGUGGCUGGGAUGAAGAACGCCACAAUAGUCAUGGAGGGUCGUCAAGUUGCAAUGAAGAUCUUUGAGGAUUACACAAAGUCUUGGUACUGGAUCCUAAUUUGUUUGUUGAUUGCUGUGGUGUUGAGUCUGAUCUUCAUCGUUCUUCUGCGAUAUCUGGCUGGAAUCAUGGUCUGGGUCAUGAUUCUCAUGGUCGUCAUUGUCAUCGCCUAUGGUAUUGCUCACUGCAGCAUAAAGUAUGUCAAUCUGAAGGACUCGCCUGGCUCUAAUAUCACUCUACAGCAGCUGGGCUUCCAGCCCGAUUUCUCCGUCUACCUGCACAUCAGACAGACCUGGCUGGCUUUCAUAAUCAUUCUGGCUAUUUUGGAGCUCAUUAUCAUCCUCCUCCUCAUAUUCCUCAGAAACAGAAUCCGGAUCGCUGUUGAGCUCAUAAAGGAGGCCAGCAGGGCCAUCGGUUUUGUGAUGUCAUCGCUGUUUUACCCUAUUUUUACCUUCCUCCUCCUGACCAUAGUCAUCGCUUACUGGGGUGUCACUGCAGUUUUUCUCUCUACAUCUAGUGAACCUGUCUAUAAGGUUUUCAACGAAACCGUCUGUUCACAUUCCAGAGAAACCUGCGACCCUGAGAACUUCACUCUUUCUCAAAUUAAGAAGGACUGUCCGCAGUCUGAGUGCCUGUUUGCUUUCUAUGGUGGUGAAACGCCAUAUCACAAAUACCUGAUCUUCUUUCAAUUCUACAACGUCUUCCUGUUCUUCUGGUGUGCCAACUUUGUCACUGCUCUGGGUCAGAUGACUCUGGCAGGAGCAUUUGCAUCCUACUACUGGGCUUUUAAAAAACCCACGGACAUGCCUGCUUUCCCAUUGUGUGCCUCAUUGGGCAGAUCCCUCAGGUAUCACACGGGCUCUCUGGCGUUUGGUUCUCUCAUCCUCGCCAUCGUCCAGGUUAUCAGGGUUCUGCUGGAGUAUAUUGAUCACAAACUCAAGGGAGCAGAGAAUAAAUUCGCCAAGUUCUUGUUGUGCUGUUUGAAAUGCUGCUUCUGGUGCCUGGAGAAGUUCAUCAAGUUCAUAAACAGGAACGCUUACAUUAUGGUGGCCAUAUACGGUAAAAACUUCUGCCGGUCGGCAACUGAUGCCUUCAUGCUCCUGAUGAGAAAUGUUGUCAGGGUGGUAGUCCUGGAUAAGGUCACCGAUUUCAUCUUAUUCCUUGGAAAACUCCUUAUUGUUGGGCUUGUGGGGAUCUUCGCUUUCUUCUUCUUCUCAGGACAUACUGAAGCGUUUAAGGGUGCUGCACCCAGUCUCCAUUAUUACUGGGUUCCUAUUUUGACUGUGCUGGUCGGCACCUACCUCAUCGCCCAUGGGUUUUUCAGCGUUUACGCCAUGUGUGUGGACACGCUCUUCCUCUGCUUCUUGGAGGACCUGGAGAGGAAUGACGGCUCCCCAGAACGACCCUAUCUGAUGUCUGAUAACCUUCUCAAUGUUUUGAAGAAGAAGAACCAGGCCAACUAGUCCACAUUGAUGGUCAGGGUUAUACGUACAGUACGUGCUUGUUUUCUGUGAGGCCUUGAAAAACCGGAGUUGCCUGAAAUCGUUUCAAUGCCGUAUUCACUGUGCCUUAGAGAACCAGAGACAAUCAUAUUAAUUAUGAAGUGAUUGACCUCUGUAUCUCAGCCAUACUUUAAGAUUUUUAAUGCAGGAACACCAAAAACUUCACUUUAGAAUAAGGUAAGAUUACACCUACUGGCUUUUUUCAGACACUUUCUGAAGUAGAUUUGUUUAAAUGUCUAAAAAAAUGUUUGCAAUAACUGCCAAGCAUUUUAAUGCCCACUUUGAAGAAUACUGGAAAUGUAAAGAAGUGUUUCGUCCAAAAUGUUCUGCAUUUUGAUAUUUAGUUACCUUUUUCAUCGUUUUAUAUUUGUUUGUUUUUUUGUUUUUUUAUAUAUAUAAAAACACAAUUCGGUGUUCACUGUGGUGUUGGACAGGAUUGUACAAGAAUAUGCAUGAAUCAAUCAUAAAACAAUGUUUAUAAUAUUUCAGAUGCAUAUUUACUUUAAUGUUAGGUCAUUCAUUCUUGCUCCUAACAGCUGAAUCUGUGGCCUUGUGUACAUUUAUAAUAAGAAGUGCCUGUAUUUAGUUCAAACAGUUAAAGACUGACACUGUGUUCAUGACUUUAUUCAGUGUUUUAAGAGUUUUGUUACAUGUUGGUAUGCCUCAAUACGUGGUAAAUAAAGAACUUAUAAAACCUG
Ctenopharyngodon idella (grass carp) is the source of this 2893-nucleotide messenger RNA. RefSeq names its product choline transporter-like protein 2. Gene Ontology annotation, cellular component: membrane. Gene Ontology annotation, molecular function: choline transmembrane transporter activity. Lineage: Eukaryota; Metazoa; Chordata; Actinopteri; Cypriniformes; Xenocyprididae. The record is from RefSeq and is a predicted model, not a curated record. The coding region runs from base 57 to 2156 and encodes 699 amino acids. The transcript has 22 exons. Gene Ontology annotation, biological process: choline transport; transmembrane transport.